CUGCUCUGCUCCUUCUGUUCAGCUCUUCCAAGAAGACACUUCGGUUCGUGUCUCUUGAGCACUCAGCAGCUCUUCAUUCGAGCUCCCGCGGGUUGCAGAAGUAAGCUAGCAGAAUGGCUGACGAGAAGAUUCACAUCAACAUCGUGGUUAUCGGCCAUGUCGAUUCAGGGAAGUCCACAACCACCGGUCACAUGAUUUACAAGCUGGGAGGAAUCGACCAGAGUGUCAUCGACCGUUUCGAGGAGGAGGCUACCGAGAUGAACAAGCAGUCUUUCAAGUACGCGUGGGUGCUUGACAAGCUCAAGGCUGAGCGCGAGAGAGGUAUCACUAUCGACAUCGCCUUGAUGAAAUUCGAGACAUCCAAAUACUCGUGCACUGUGAUCGAUGCUCCCGGCCACAGGGACUUCAUCAAGAACAUGAUCACGGGAACAUCUCAGGCCGAUUGUGCUCUGCUCAUGAUCGACUCCACCACAGGAAGUUUUGAGGCUGGAUUCUCGAAAGAUGGCCAGACUCGGGAGCACGCUCUUUUGGCCUUCACUCUGGGAGUGAACCAAAUGAUCUGCUGCUGCAACAAGAUGGACGCCACAUCUCCACCUUACUCCCAGGAAAGGUACGAGGAGAUCAAGCAGGAAGUGUCGGGUUACUUAGAACUGGUGGGAUACAAUCCAGAAAACAUCCCGUUCGUCCCCAUCUCAGGAUUCCAAGGAGACAAUAUGAUCGAGAAAUCCGAGAAUCUCGAAUGGUACGAAGGGCCCACACUGCUGGAAGCUUUGGACAACUUGCGCGAGCCUGAGAGACCCACCGACAAGCCAUUGAGGCUGCCCCUUCAGGACGUAUACAAGAUCGGAGGCAUCGGAACUGUCCCCGUUGGUCGCGUCGAGACUGGUGUGAUCAAGCCCGGUAUGGUGGUGUCCUUCGCUCCGACUGGACUGACUGCCGAGGUGAUGUCCGUGGAAAUGCACCACCAAGCUCUGAAUGAAGCAUUGCCCGGUGACAACGUGGGAUUCAGCGUCAAGGAUGUAUCAGCCAAAGAGUUGAAGCGGGGAUUCGUGGCUUCGGACUCGGAGAACGAUCCUGCAAGGGAAGCAGCGAGCUUCACGUCGCAGGUGAUCAUCAUGAACCACCCGGGACAAAUUGCCAAUGGCUACGCACCGGUGCUGGACUGCCACACGUCUCACGUCGCUGUGAAGUUCGCAGAGCUGCAGUCGAAAAUUGACCGCCACUCGGGAGAGGAGCUGGAGAAGGAGCCCAAGUUUUUGAAGAAUGGAGAGGCGGGAAUUGUGAAGAUGAUCCCCACCAAGCCCCUCACUGUGGAGACAUUCGCAGAGUACCCUCCUCUGGGUCGUUUUGCAGUCCGGGACAUGCGACAAACUGUGGCGGUGGGAGUGAUCGUGGCAGUCGAAAAGAAGGACGCUUCCUGUGAAAAGUGAGGGAAGCAAGCAAGCAAGAACCAAAUUUGUCACCGGGAACGUCGAAUUGUAUAGACAGCAACCUCGAUCCUACAUUUGGAAACAGAGGUGAGUGACGGAGAUGGUCGUGCCCACAUGGGUAUCAUGGAUCGAUUAGCCAGAUUAGAAGAAUCUGAUUACAGAUAGUACAGAAGGCAGGGAUACAAAUUCCUUGGAGGUCGUACCGUUUCAUGCAAAUUCAGUUCAAUUACUUUGGUAGCCAUCGCAUUCAAUCACAUGAGUGACAAAUCAUUCGGAGGAGAGAAAAGGCCGGAACAGAGCAACCAAGAGAAAACAUAUUUCUCACGAUCAGAGAGGACGAAGAUAACUUUCUCAGAAGGAGCGAACGAGAGAAUCGAAGGAUCUAGGAGGAAAAGAGAGGAGGCAGGCCAUUCAAAUUCCAACAUCCACUUGAGAGCCAGGAUAGGAGAUCGGACCGGUUAGAAAACAGGCUACUGUAGAGAUUGCUGCCCAGAAUAGCAUGAGAGUGUCUGAUAUGGCUUGAAUUCGGAACGACUUGCUGAGUGAA
This is a messenger RNA of Marchantia polymorpha subsp. ruderalis, 1977 nucleotides long. NCBI's taxonomy places the organism in Eukaryota, Viridiplantae, Streptophyta, Marchantiopsida, Marchantiales, Marchantiaceae. The record is from the annotation of a GenBank genome assembly.